This is a messenger RNA of Cebus imitator (Panamanian white-faced capuchin), 5310 nucleotides long. RefSeq names its product serine and arginine rich splicing factor 8 (gene SRSF8). Gene Ontology annotation, molecular function: RNA binding. The coding region runs from base 444 to 1331 and encodes 295 amino acids. The transcript is spliced from 2 exons. Lineage: Eukaryota; Metazoa; Chordata; Mammalia; Primates; Cebidae. The record is from RefSeq and is a predicted model, not a curated record.
UUUGUCUGGAUUGCCUGUUCCCAUAGACUGACCUUUUAUCACUUAGCUUUGUUCUUAAGAUUGAUUUAAAAUGUAAAAUAAAAGGAAGAAGCCUGGGUGGGUGGGACGUCCAAUCUAAACCCAGCCCAGUGAUCACAUUAUCUGGGCUCUGAUUAGGUUAGGACGUUGCCCAGGUAUAAAGCCAGGAUCUUUGGGCCCUGGUUUCAUUUGGAGUUCAGCCACCAAGAGGAAACCUUCCUCUGAGUCCUGGAGUAUUUGGCCCGGAAUUAGGAAUUUGCGAGUUGCUGCUCCAGGGCGCUCCCUGCGGAGAAUUGGCGGCCCGCCUCUCAGCCGAUCUUUUCCCGGCGUCCCCACGCGGGGCGCAACCGCUAGAGAGGAACGUCGGUCUCACCGCCCGCGCCCAGGGCAGCGCCAGUUCCCCGGCCCAGGCCGCUCCAGGAGCCAUGAGCUGCGGUCGCCCCCCUCCCGACGUGGACGGCAUGAUCACCCUGAAGGUGGACAACCUGACCUACCGCACCUCUCCCGACAGCCUGAGGCGAGUGUUCGAGAAAUACGGGCGCGUGGGCGACGUGUAUAUCCCGCGGGAGCCGCACACCAAGGCGCCCCGGGGCUUCGCCUUCGUCCGCUUCCACGACCAGCGCGAUGCGGAAGACGCCGAGGCCGCCAUGGACGGGGCGGAGCUGGACGGACGCGAGCUGCGGGUGCAGGUGGCGCGCUAUGGCCGCCGGGACCUGCCUCGCAGCCGCCAUGGAGCGCCACGCAGCAGGGCCGGGGGCGGCGGCUACGGGCGGCGGAGCCGCAGCCCCAGGCGGCGACACCGCAGCCGAUCCCGGGGUCCGAGCUGCUCCAGGUCCCGCAGCCGAUCUCGCCAUAAGGGGUCUCGCUAUAGCCGGUCUCCCUACAGCCGAUCUCCUCACAGCCGGUCGCAUUACAGCCGCUCUCCCUACAGACGAUCUCGCUAUAGCCGAUCUCCUUACAGCCGAUCUCGCUACAGCCGAUCUCGCUACAGGGAAUCUCGCUACAGCGGAUCUCGCUACAGCUCAUCUGGUUACAGUCGCUCUCGCUGCAGCCGCUCUCGCUACGGCCGAUAUCACAGCAGCCGGUCUCACUCGAAGUCUGGGUCCUCCACUGGCUCUCGCUCUGCAUCAACCUCCAAAUCGCGCUCUGCGCGACGAUCCAAGUCCUCCUCGGCCUCCAGGUCUCGCUCACGGUCCAGGUCUUCAUCCAUGACUGGGAGUCCUCCCCGGGUAUCCAAGAGGAAAUCCAAGUCCAGGUCUCGAUCCAAGAGGGCCCCCAAGUCUCCUGAAGAGGAAGGACAGGUGUCCUCUUAAGAAAAUGAUGCAACAGCAAGCAACGUAAUGGAGGACUUGGGGAAAAGGAUCACAUACUCAGUCCCUGAAAGCAGAGUCCCUGGAAGAAGGGACUGCCUAUUGAAAAGAGAACUCCCUGCAAGACUGCAUGUGAAGAUUGGAAGAGGAUAGCAGUGUGGCAAGAGCAGGCCUGCUGGGGAGUGUAAGUAACCUGUUUAUGUGAUUUACUUUGUCUUCAGAACAUGUUCCGUCUUGGUCAUUUCAGUCUUAUUUCUGCUUGACGGUAGAGAGCUGGCAGGUGUGACUCACUUUGUGGCUCGUUGGGUCAGUCAUCACCCAGCUCAUGAUGGGAGGCUUAGGUCAUAUGCUCACCUAUGGUCAUGUUUUUGGUCUCUGCCAGGGCCCAAGAGCAAGUGAAGAGGUUCCAAUGAAUAACUGUCAUUUACUCAAGAGGAGAAUCAUCUAUGAAAUACAGCAUGGAUUUGCUUCAGAGACCCAGAACAGUGGUUUUCAAACUAAAUGUACCUUUGAAUCCUGUGGGGAUCAUGUUAAAAUGCAGAUUUCAAUUCAGUAAGUUUUAUCUGGGGCCUGAGAUUCUGCAUGUUUAAUAAAAUCCCAGUUAUUGUCAGUGCUGCAGGUCAUGGACCAUUCUUUAGCAAGGAUGUAGAAAACUCCGUUGUGAUUCUCCUGUGGCAGCUUGACAUGAAACAUCAGCGUUUCUCAAAGUGUUGUUAGCUCCUUGCAACAGAAUUGGUAUCACCUGGGAAUGUGUUAGAACAUUCCAGAAUUGGUGAGGCCAAUUCUAGGGCCUCACUUCCCAGACAUACAGAAUUAGAAUAUCUAGGAUAAGACCCAGCAAUCUGUUUUAAUUAGCCCACCAGGUGAUUCUAAUGUGCACUAAAAUUUGAAAACCACUGUUCUCCAUAGGUUGCUGGUUCUCAACCAAUUAAAUCAGUAUCUCUGGAAGUGGGACGUAGGCAUCAACACUAUUUUUAAGUUUCCAAGGUGGGCGUGGUAGUGCAUGCCUGUAUUCCUAGCUACUCAAGAGGCUGAGAUGGGAGGAUCCCUGGAGUCCAGGAGUUUGAGGUUGUAGUGAGCUAUGAUUGUGCCACUGCACUUCAGCCUGAGGAAAAGAGCAAGACCCUAUUUCUAAAACACAAACAAAUAAAAAGUUUAUAAGUGCAAUGGAAUCAGGUGAUUCCACUGUGCAGUCAAGAGCAACCUGAUCUGUCAGAAGCUUUGGGCAUAAUUGGGGCUGCUGGGUUUUAAGGAAAAUGUGGCAAAGUUGCUUUUCCUACAGUAUUAGCUUGGUGGAAAGUGUUUUUCUCUCUCUGGUCCCAUGCAGAACAGGCAGCCUUUGGUUCACCUCGUAAAUGGUAUGUACUACCUCCAAAUUCCCAAGAGGUCCACGAAGCUUUCUGUCUCCAUCUUAGUAUUUGAAGGUUUAGGAUUCCUCGGUUUAUCCUUCAGUUUGAAGGUGAUAGCCUAAUGUAGCCUACACUAUUAGGCUUAAAACAACUUCACUGAGUUACAAGAACUUGCAUUCCAAUCAUAUUUCUCUUUCAUCUUCUGGUAGAUAUGUUUUACCAAGUCACCUAGAAUAUUUGCUACUUUCUGUUCUCCUGGUUCUAUCAGAAUAAUAUUAUCAAUAAAAUAAACCAGUAUUCUAUGUGAUGAUGAGUUGGUAAAGGAUCCCAGCUGACUAGAUGGUAGCUCAGAGUCAUAAAUAAACUUGAUGUUAGAUGGUUAGGGUAUUUUUUUGUCCUUUUGAGGUUUUUGUUGUUCUCUGUGUAUUAAUAUAGGGAAAUGAGCAUUAACAAAUAAAUAGGUCCACCCAGAUUUAAACGGUUCUGUAGUCUCCAGGAGCAGAGUGUUGUGCUGAGAAGGAUUAGGUUUGACGUCAAGCAGGUGUAGGUUCAAAUCCUAGCUCUGUCACUCACCACAAGUUAUGGAAACUUAAGCAAAUUAACUUACUCUCUAUAAGCCUCGGAUUACUCAUCUCCAAAAUGGGAAUAAUAUGCCCACUUCACAGAUAGCUGUAAGGACCAUAUAAGCUAAUCCAUGCAAAUCAUGUUCUAACAGUGCCUACUACAUACUGAAGGCUCAAUUAAUAGUAAUCAUUAGUUUCUGUUGAUUGCCUAUUAAGAGACCACCUGGAAAUAUAGGUUCCGCAUGGCCUUUACAAAAGUCUGGGUCAGAAUAAGGAAGAGUUUAGGUGAGCAACCUUAGGAGAAUAAAAAUAGAGGGACAAGUCCAAAGAGUUGUCUUAGCCCAUCUUCUAGGUCCACUAUCUUAGUUCAUUUUCUGUCACUUAUUGCAGAACACCUGAAACUGGGUAAUUUAUAAAGAAAAGGAAUUUAUUUCUUACAUUUAUGCAGACAGAGAAGUAGGAGGUUAAGGGACUGCAUCUUGUGAGGGUCUUCUGCUGGUGGGGACUCUGUGCAGAGUCAGUGCAGGGAAUCACAUGAUGAGGGGGCUGAGUGCAUUAGCUCAGGUCUUUUUUUUCUUCUUACACAGCCACCAACCCACUCUCAUAAUAGCUCACUAAUCCGUCAACCCAUUCAUCCAUUAAUCUACCAAUCAACUAUCCAUUCAUGAGGACAGAGCUGUUACUAAUCAACACUUCCUAAAGGCCUCACCUCUCAAUACUAUCGCCUUGAAAAUUAUAUUUCAACGUGAGUUUUGGAGGGGAAAAUAUUCAAACCAUAACAAGGAUCUAUAAUUACCAUCUGAGAUGGGAGUGGAAAAUUAGUCUAAUGACAUUCAGACGAGAGCUUUGUAAGGCACUAAAACUGUGUGUGUGUCUGUGUAAGUGUGUAAGAAUGUGUGUGUACUGACUUCUGCUUCCCUGCAGCAAUAAGGAGUGAAGCCUUUGUUCUCUGUUUGGAGUAGCAAGGAAGUAGGCAGAGAGGGAGAUUUUAACUCCCUCUGUCACCAGGAUGGAAACUGAAGAAUAGGGUGGGUGAACCUAGAAAGAGGCGAAGAAGGUGGGCUGAGUCCCAGCCAUGUACUACAGAGAAGAAAGGAGACUUGAGGAAGCCUGCUUGGGUCUAGAGGGACCUGGGGAACUUAGUUACAACAAAGGCUCUGUGCUAUUCCUCACUGGGUGCUGGAAAGGACGUUCAGAAAGGGAUUUCUCUUUUCACAGCACAACCAGAACUAUGGAGUGAGGUUCUGGAUGUUGGGGGAAAUGUCCACUAACUGGUAGGGCACUGUGUGGGAGAAUCUCCACCCACCUCCUAUUAGGCCUCCUGAUGUAAGAUGGGCCUCAGGUUAGUGGGUUAGACAAUGUCUCUGGGGGCUGGAGUCUUGCCACUGGCCAAAGAAGACAAUCAGUCCCUUAGGUGGUGUUCAAAGGGUAGAGAAAACUCUGUUGUAACUGGAGUUACAGAAAUCUUUUGCAACAUCUAAGAUGAAAAGUUAAAAAAGUUUAAAUAACUGUAGUGGAGGGCCCUAUGAAAAGAGUUUAUGCUACUGAACUAGAUUCUCAGAUUGGCUGCCACAAAACAGAAGUGUUGAGAUGAACCUAAAGGCCUAGUCCUGAAAGCAUGUGGCUUUCUACUCCGAGUUCUCCCACUGCUUUCCUCUCUGUUCCUUUGCAUUUCUGCGUCUUCCUGCCACUUCAGUGCCCCCAUCAAUAAAUGGGGGGUCAAGAAGCCUGUGCCAAAAUGGUGACUGUGAUGAACCAAGCUAGAUUUCCCUGGGCCCAAGCCACUCCAUAUAUUGGCACCUGGCUGUGCAGCAAGCUUCCCUGGCAUGGCUCCAGAGCUGCAGAGGGUUUUCUUCCUCGCUUUCAAAGAGAGGGUGACUCCCAGGAACGUCUGCCUCUGUUUGUCCAUCACAAAUGACCUUGCAUCCUUGGUGUGAGAAAUUCUAGGAAGGCAAUACCUCAGGGUAGUAGUAAUGAUUCUCUGUUAAUUAUUCCUUCUGUCACCUGUCACCUCCCUCACAGCCCCUCAUUUUUCUUUUAAUUGUGAAAUAAAUAAAUGAUGAUGCUGUU